AUGGGAGGCCAGGACAAAUUCUGGAAGCUGCAGCGGGCCAGUGGGUACCUUUCACCAGGACCACUUCCGUUACCUAUCCUGGGGACUCUGUGGUGCUUUGGCUUUGGAUGGCAUCAAGGCACACUUUUUUCGGCAAAAGCUUAUGGGAAAAUCUUCACCGUCUGGGUUGGACACAUGCCAAUGAUUGUAGUGAAUGGAUUCCAUCCGGUGAAACAUGUGCUCAUCAACCACUAUGAAGAGACUUCAUGGCGCAUAACCACCCCUUUUCUCAGAGACACAAUGAAUGGGAAGGGCAUUCUGUUUUCAAGUGGCCGCUGCUGGAAGGAACAGAGACUUUUUGUGAUGUCGACCCUCCGGUUGCUGGGCCUAGGGCGGAAAAGCAUAGAGCACUGUGUGAAAGAGGAGGCCAGCCACAUGGUGGCGUUCUUUGCAAGCAAGAGAGGAAAACCUAUGGACCCUUUCUUCUCCACCUUCCACGCUGUUGCCAAUGUGAUCUCCAGCAUGGUUUUUGGGCACAAUUUCUGCACUGAAGAUGAAACAUUUUGCAAACUGGUAGAAUGCAUUGAAUAUGAAGCAAAUUUUUUUCUCUCCACAUUUCAUUUGUUGUAUGAAACAUUUCCAUGGCUUAUGUGCCACCUCCCAGGACCCCACCAGAAGGCUUUUUCAUGCUUGGAAUUUAUACAUUCAUUUGUAAGGAAUGAGAUUAGAUGGCACAAGGAGAAAAAGAAAACAGAGGAUCCACGAGAUUUCAUUGACUUCUAUCUGGAUGAGAUAAGUAUAAACAAGGGUGAUCCUGAAUCGACCUUUGAUGAAGUCAACUUGGUUCACGUUGUCUACGACCUCUUCAUGGCAGGCACAGAUACUGUUGCAUCCACUUUGCGAUGGGCACUGCUCUUUAUGGUGGUUCAUCCAGAUGUCCAAGAGAAAGUUCAGAUGGAGAUUGAUGCUGUUCUGACACCUUUCCAAUGUAUCUGCUACGAGGAUCGGAAACAGAUGUCCUACACCAAUGCUGUCAUUCAUGAAAUCCAGCGCUUCAAAUAUGUUCUUGUAGCCGGAAAUUACAGGCUCUGUUCAAAGGAUACAACUAUGUUGGGGUUUCCCAUUAAAAAGAAUACUGUCAUUAUCCCUGACAUAGCCUCUGCUCUGUAUGACCCUGAACAAUGGGAGACACCACAUCAGUUCAAUCCAAAUCACUUCCUGGAUAAGGAUGGACAUUUCUUCAGCAGAGAUGCUUUCAUCCCAUUCUCAAUGGGGCAGCGUCUGUGUCUUGGGGCGAGUCUGGCAAAGAUGGAGCUCUUCCUCUUCCUCACUAACCUGCUGCAAGCAUUCACGUUACAGCUGCCAGAAGGAGUGAAGGAACUCAACACCACACCUGCAAAAGGAAGAUUUGUUGUGCAGCCGUAUCCUUACACCAUCUGCGCUGUUCCUCGCAAGGUGACAGCAUGGAGGGAGGGAGGAUUGUUGCCAAAAUAG
This is a messenger RNA of Rhineura floridana, 1473 nucleotides long. RefSeq names its product cytochrome P450 2J2-like. Lineage: Eukaryota; Metazoa; Chordata; Lepidosauria; Squamata; Rhineuridae. Gene Ontology annotation, biological process: arachidonate metabolic process; xenobiotic metabolic process. Gene Ontology annotation, molecular function: heme binding; oxidoreductase activity, acting on paired donors, with incorporation or reduction of molecular oxygen, reduced flavin or flavoprotein as one donor, and incorporation of one atom of oxygen; iron ion binding. The record is from RefSeq and is a predicted model, not a curated record. The coding region runs from base 1 to 1473 and encodes 490 amino acids. Gene Ontology annotation, cellular component: intracellular membrane-bounded organelle; cytoplasm. The transcript has 10 exons.